This is a messenger RNA of Notothenia coriiceps (black rockcod), 8051 nucleotides long. RefSeq names its product zinc fingers and homeoboxes protein 1-like. Gene Ontology annotation, cellular component: nucleus. The transcript is spliced from 8 exons. Gene Ontology annotation, biological process: regulation of transcription by RNA polymerase II. NCBI's taxonomy places the organism in Eukaryota, Metazoa, Chordata, Actinopteri, Perciformes, Nototheniidae. The record is from RefSeq and is a predicted model, not a curated record. Bases 500 to 3259 code for a protein of 919 amino acids. Gene Ontology annotation, molecular function: DNA-binding transcription factor activity, RNA polymerase II-specific; DNA binding.
AUCUGAGAAUUAGGUCACCAAACUAACACAGUACCCACGGCCAAGCUCAGAGUGUGUCCCCGCCGUGUUUAUGAUGAUAUAACUUUCACCGAGGCGCGACCCGGGCACAAGAUAGACAGCCGAGGAGAGAGAUGUCCGGUGUUUCCAGCAUCUGCAGCCGUUAGACCGGUCCGCCUGUCUGCCUCCCACCGCUGGGGUUCGGAGACCCGCAAGCCCAACAGCGUUAACGCUAGCUCCUGUAGUCCCGGCCAGGCUGGGGCUGAAUGGUUAGCCGGGGGAAGGAGACACACCACCGGACAGAAGGUACCCGCGGAGACCCAGGAAAUCACUCCUCGCCUCGGCAGACUGGUAUCAACACAGCGCACAUUUCAGUAGUUGCAAAAUACAUAAUUGAAAGACUCUAGCAUGUGAAACCAGCCCCCCAAGACAUGUAAGCCUCAACCCUUCUGUCCAAGAUCUUGGUGACCCUGAGUAGAAGUUAACAGAGUUUGGUCUGACGAUGUCGAGCCGCCGGAAAUCGACCACACCUUGCAUGGUGCUGCCUUCUGAUGUGGUGGAGCAGGAAGAGGUGGAGAAGAUAACCGAAAGGGCAACGGAGGAAGAUACAGAGGAGGAAGAGACAGAGGAGGAGGAGAAGGGGAAAGAGGGAGCAGAGGAGGGUCCGACAGCAGAAGAGCUGAGUCAGGCAGUAGUGGUUGUUCCCACUCCUCCCACUACAGAGGAGCCCAGUGUCUCUACUGUAGAAGACAGUGAAGCCCUCGCUCCCUCACUGAAGCGCAGCGCUACAGAUCCUCCUGAGGAUCCCAGCAGCGAGCAGCAGGCACAGGAACAACAGUGCGAGACACCCGAGGAGGGAGGGGCAGACCCCGCCACGGUCGCCGCCAUUUCCCUCAGCAAGACCCCCAUCAUGAGGAUGAAAAGCAAAUCUGAACCCAAGAGGAUCUCUGUGUCCCUGAAAUGUACAGAAGAGGCGUUGGAGGGUUUCAGGGGGGGCGAGGGGGAUGUGAGGGGAGGAGACCAGGAGCCCAUUGAAGCCCCCCUGGGCCCGAUGACGCCUGUGGAGAUGCUGCUGCACGACUCCAUGAAGCUCGGGGGGGGCGGCUUGCUGGUCAGCCCGUACUCUGAGCAGCAGAGGAAAUCAGCGGCUUUCAACCCUGCAGCCCUGCCUGCAGGCCUGGCACAGGUGCUUUCUGCCUUCCAGGCCCAACAGAGUGCAGCAGCAGCAGCUCAGCCUCAGCUGCUCAUCCCACUCAGCAGCAUCCCCUCCUACAGUGCAGCUAUGGACACCAACCCCCUGCUGGGCAGCACGUACAAGAGGUUUCCGUACCCCUCCAUGUCCGAGAUCAGCCGCCUGGCAGCGCAGACACAGUUCACUGAGGAGCAGAUCAAGGUUUGGUUCUCAGCCCAGCGGCUGAAGCAUGGUGUGAGCUGGACCCCAGAGGAAGUGGAGGAGGCCAGGAGGAAGCAGUUUAAUGGCACGGUGCACACGGUGCCGCAGACCAUCACUGUGAUACCUGCUCACCAGCUCUCAGCAGCUGCCAACGGCCUGCAGUCCAUCUUACAGACCUGCCAGAUAGUGGGCCAGCAUGGCCUGGUGUUCACACAGGUGGGCCCAGGGGGGCACCUUCCAGUGACCAGUCCCAUAACUCUGACGGUGGCAGGGCUGCCCAGUCAGUCCCAGAGCUCCAGCAGGGUUUCCUGCCAGCCCACCCUGACAAACAGUGAGCUGAAACGGGCUACCACUGUCCAGCCUCCCUCUCUCUCUCCGCAGGAGAACUCGGCCCUCAGUGCAGACACAUUCAAUUUGCGUCCCAAGAAGUCCAAAGAGCAGCUGGCCGAGCUGAAAGCCAGCUACCUGAAGAACCACUUCGUCACAGAUGCGGAAAUCACCCGACUGAUGAAGCUUACCAAUCUCACAAAGGGAGAGAUCAAGAAGUGGUUCAGCGACACCAGGUACAACCAGCGCAACUCCAAGAACAGCAAUGUCAUUGUUUUCCAUGAUGGAGGCAGAGGGAGCGGCAGCUGUAGCAGUGCCAGCACCACCAUCGUUAUCGACUCAAGCGACGAGACCACCCCCACAUCCCCCCACCCUCCGAGAACUCCGCCUGUGAAGGAGAAGGAGACACGGCCAAAAACUUGGAACCCAUUCCCGGAUUUUACCCUACAGAAAUUUAAGGAGAAAACUCCUGAGCAGUUGGUGGUGCUGGAGGAAAGUUUUGAGAAAAGCAGCGCCCCAUCAGAUGAUGAACAGAGUCGCCUGAGGACAGAGACUAAACUGACCCGGAGGGAGAUUGAUGCCUGGUUCACAGAGAGAAGAAAAAUACCAUCUGUUAGCACUUCCUCCCCGUCUUCUUCAGAGGGAGGAAAGAUGGAGGCUGGAGAAGGAGGAGCAGGAGCCAGUUCUUCUUCUCCUUCUGCCUCCUCGUCCCGUAGAGGUAGUCAAACUCCUCCCGGCGGCCGCAGUAAGCAGCUGCCCACCAGCAGCAACAGAGACAUGAAAGAUAAGAAUAAAAAGACUCCAGAGCAGCUCCACAUUCUGAAAAGUGCCUUUGUUCGGACCCAGUGGCCCAGCCCAGAGGAGUACGAGCAGCUGGCAGAGGAGAGCGGCCUCCCUCGCUCCUACAUCGUCAGCUGGUUCGGAGACUCUCGAUACUCGUGGAAGAACAGCAACCUGAAAUGGUUCUUCCAGUACCAAAGUGGCAACAUUGAAGGACCGAACGGUGGAGGAAGCAAUAAAAUGGGAUGCGGCAGCAGCACCGGUCGGAAGAGACGCGGCAGAAACCGUGGUUGGGGGCGGUCCAGAACCAGGAAGCAGCCGAGAAGGUCCGCCUCCUCCAGUACAGAUGUCGACAGAUGUCUCCCCACCAAGAAGGUCAAGAGUGGGCGGGAGAUUCUGAAGGAGUACUACAUGAGGCACCGCUUCCUCAAUGAGCAAGAUCUGGAUGAGCUCGUCGGCAAAACCAACAUGAGCUACGAACAGGUGAGGGAGUGGUUCGCCGAGGUUCAGCGGCGCUUGGAGACGGGGGAGGAUCCCUUCCUGGAGGCGGCUGCAGGGAGCACCGGAGGAGACGCAGCCAGAGAGGAGGGGGGGGUGCAGGGGGAUGCGUCAACAGCCGGCGAGGAGCCAGCCGGCACAGGGGGGGGAGAUGAGGAUCAGGACGAAGGAGAUGAGGAGGAUGACGGGGACGAUACGGACGACAGUGAGGUCUGGGAGCCGUCCCGCAGCGUCAGGAAGUCUUUGUCAGUCUCUGAAGACUGAAACAUUCCAGAAUUUCCCGAGAGAAAUAGCGGCUAAUGCUGGAAGAACACUCAGCUAAAGUCUUUUUGCCACUGAUUGGCAUUUGUACUCAUCUGCAGCAUGAAUUCACUGUAUUCUCAAACUACUUCUGACAUCAUGUCCACAUCAGACAAACAGGUGGAAUAUUAGCUUUAGCUCUCUCCCUGAAUCUUACCUAUUAUAAGUGAUGUGUAACAUUUUAAGAAUCUUGGUAAAUAAGGAGUUUUAGCAAACCCUGGUGCACCAAACUCUGAUGAAGCCUAUAAAGCAAUAUUUUGUCAAAAGGAAUACAAUGAAGUGCAAUCUUCAAGCUUAAAAUGAAAUCAAAAAAAGGAUAUCCAGACACAUCUUUACAUUGCAAUCAUGAAUACUGUUGUAAAUGAGGGAUUUAAAUGUUGCCCCUCGUUAAAUGAUUGACUGCUUAAAUGGAGAUAAAUGUACUAAAUUAGGCUGCUGUGGCCUAAAUUCUAACUUAAAUCUACUGAUAUAUGAAUGUCCCAGAAUCAUUUGUGUGUUUACAAAAGUGCUUUAAAGCGUAUCACAGCUAGAUGUCAGUGCUAAGCAAUGUCCCGAAUGAAACUAGCAUACGUCUAUUUGUGGAACCGGUUGAUUUGACUUCUAACGGCACCUUUUUUCCUAGCACCUGUGUAGUCCAAUGCAAGGGCCGGAUAUGAUUCAGCAGGUUGUUGGAGCCGACAUGGAUUGAUGAUGACACUGAAAGUCAGAAACGAUAAGACACAAAGUACCGUAGUGCUGAAUGAAUGCCAAUGCCACGGUGCUUUUAAACACAGGGUGUCUACCCAAGUCUUCCCUUUAUAGCAGCUUCUUUUUUCAUUAGUGUUAUAGAUUUUGAACAGAACACAUAGAAAUCUGAUGGAAAAAAUGUAUGUGUUUAGUAUGUACUGUUAAUAAUGUCACCUUUUUAUAGAACACUUCCUGUGCUAUUAUGACCUUUUUAAAGGGGGAUUCAGACAGUAUGAGGCUGUUGUCUCAGCGUUGAAUGUGUGUUCUUCUGAGCAGUGAGCUACAAUUUACAGUCUGAGGCACCAUGUGUGAACUAAAUCUGAGGCAGUCCACUGAAAUGAUAAUAGAAUUAUUUCUCCGCAGUGUUUUCCCUUGACUCUAGUUGGGUUUGGGAUGGGUUGAAUGGAUAUACUACAUUGUAAGAUGUGGGGGAUGCAUUGCAGAGUUUAACCCAUGCAAAUGUUAAACCACAAGUUGCCACCACACAAUGUUUUUAGGUCAGGGCGUUUCUGCUCGUAUAAAAAACAAGGCCAGUGAAUCAUUUUUGGGUCUUGACCUUGACUUUUAAGAAAAACUGUUAAACAGUAUUUCAAAUAUUGAAUUGACCCUAGUCUGCAUAAAAGAGACAAACGUGAAGCACCUAAACUAAACUUUCAAAGAAAAAUGCACUUUGUCCACUUGUGUAUAUAGUGGACUGAAUCCUUAUUUGACACCUUAUCUCUUAUUAAACCAUAAAAUGGCUCUGAGAGACCAAAUCUGUUUUGUAUGACUAAAAUCUAAACCAGUAUUUUGCCUUCUUUUCUUAAUCCUCGUCUGUUUUCAGUAGGGGUAUAAAUGUAUCCACGUUUUAAUGAUAUGUGUUAAAUGUUUGGAUGUUUAUAUGGCUCAAAAACUAGUUGAACAAUCACCCAUUGCUUUCUUUUGCUAAAUUGCACAAUUUGAGCCUGAAUUUUUUUUUGCCUUUUUUCCUUCUGCAAAUGCACACGUGUUAUAUGUGUCAUCAUGUAUGUAUUGUUGCUUUAAAACAUGGGGAUUCCCUCCCAUCUCUCCCUCUGAUUCUUAACCCCUCUCCUCUAUUCCUCUUUUGUGAAAUGAAUGCUCCUGAUGUGCUCUUCCCAAGACAUACUUCUGUGAAUUUGGUGUCCUGUUUACUCUCUCCGCGUUAAAUGUCCAUAAGAAAGGCAGACAGAGCCUUACGGACAACUCUUCAAAAGACUGAAACUGUUCAGAAAACAGACAUUCUUGGAAAAUUCACUUUUUUUUGUGGAAGGAAUUGUAACGCCUGAAGAAACAGCACAGCAUUGCCUUUGCGGCGGGAAAGUCAACCAAAUAAUGCUCCUCUUUCAAACUCUUCUCACACGCUUAACCGUAUGACAUGACGGGACAUUAACAGUCAACCUGAGUUCUUCACAAAAGAGGAGAGACUGAUUCAGCUUUGCAGAUAAACCUAUAUGUGCCUACAUGGCUCGUACGCUUGUUUGAACAGAACUUCCCCAACUCUCGACCGAAGAUGAGGAUUUGUGAAUGCUUUGGAAAUCACACACUGUUGGGUGAUUCCUAAAGAAUGCUUGUUCAAACUAAGCUGUGAUGCAUGACCGAGCUCUGCUUUCUGCUAAAAGAUGCCUAAAAAACUGAAGUUCAAAUUUGAAACUUCUGUUGUAAGUACUUAAACGGAUACCUUGGCAAUUGAAUUGUUUUUUCCCCACCAGGCACUAUUACACUACAAUUAAAUGAUUAACUUUUAAAGCAGUUUUGUCUGCUAGCCGCAAGCUACUUUUUUUUAAAUUGAAUGGCGAGUGAAGGAGAGUUGAAUCCUCAAAGCAUUUUGUUGUAAUGUGACAAGUGCCCUUGAACAAAAGGAAAUUCAAAAUAUCAAGGUAUAGCUUUUGUCUAAUAAUGCAUGCAAUAACCAAGACAACUGCUCAUUUUGUACAUACAGUGUUUUGGGUUGGUGUACUUGGCACAGUAGGCCUACAAGCCUAAUCUGGGAUACUUUUUUGUUUACCUUCUAAAAAUACCAGUCACUUUUCAUUUAUGGACCUGUUUCUUGUUUUUGUUUAUUUCCCAACUCAUGGACCCAUUUCAGUCCUUAGCUCGGAACUAUGUUAUCACCAAAAUUGCAGUCAUUGCACGGCAGCCAUUUUGUGCCCUUUCUAUAGAGUUCUGGUAUUUCACAUGCUAAUUUGUACACAAGUUACAAACUGGCUGUCUUGUUUAAGUCCACAGGUUAGGCUUAAUCCUGCCCCCGGUAUCCAGCCCACAGUCUUUUACAGUAUGCUUUGUCUUUACUAUAGUCGCUCUGUUUUAAAUGGUUUUAUAUGUUUCUAUCUAUGAAUACCGUGUCUUUACAACUCUUUCCAGACAGCAGUGGAUAGACAAUAGAGUAGUGUUUUUGAAAUAGUCAGUUUUAGAGUUCAGCCAGUGUUUCCCCGAGUUGCUUUGAGGUUCUUAUGUUGCCAAUAAUAUAAAGUCAAAACUCAAGAGAAAAGACAUACAAUUAGUUAAAGGAAUAGUCUAAAAAAAAGUUUUUACAUGUUAAUUAUGUGUCUGAAUAUGAGGAACUUGGAGCUGUUUUGGAAAGUUAUAUUACAGAUCCGCAGAUAAAGCUCAGUCCACACUAUUACUGUUAGCAUGAAACUAUUGGUUGCAAAGGAAUGCUUCCAACUCAAAAAAUGUAAGACAGUUGAAUCAUUUUUUUGGGGGGGGCCAAGAUAUAAAUGUAAUAGUUUUCUAAAUUCACCACAGAUGUUUAUUUGUAAAAUACAUAUUUGUUGGCGUUUAACCUUUAAAAAAAAUGUCCCUGCCAUUAAAACACUCCUACCACACAAAAGAGGCAAUAACGUCAUAGAGAAUGAUGACAGACAUUAAAAGCUUUAUUAACAAAUCGCAAACAGAAGUUUGUUAAAUAAGAAAAAUAAUUUGGUAUUAUGGUCUUUGGUGAAAAAACUCAUGUCACAGUGAUGUCUUUAGGGGGAUUCAGAUUUUCCGAUGGUAUAGCAGUAAACUCGCACUUGAAAUUGUAGGUUUGAAAAAGUUGAUAUAUAGAGGGUCAUACAAAUACACCAAUCUGUUGCUUUCAGCUUGAUUUUUGUCUAGUGUUUUUUUUGGUAUUUAAAAAAAAACAUGUCGUCCCAUGAGUCCCCCAACUUUCUGUUUUCGAGGUACUAAAUCGUGGAGUGCCCCUUUAAUGGUUUCCUGGCCGGCUUUUAGACAGAAGGUAAUAACACAACCAGCCUGUCUGAUCAAUCUGUAUUCAAUAUGAAUCAUGUUCUCAAAUAGUUGUUCCUGGAUGAUGAGGUGCCAAGUCUGCUCCCUGAGUUUUGAUUUUAUUUCUAACAUGUAUUGCAGUUAACUUUUUGCACUAGAGCUAACAUUGUGAUCUGAGUAGUUUACCUGAUGUCCUGUUGUGCAUAUGUCAUAUCUGUGUCCUUUACUCCUGCUAUACUCCUCACUCGUUGUCUGUAUUUAGACAGGUAGUCGCUUGAAUGUUUCUUACAGCAAUCAGAGAUUCAAAGGUUUUUACAGCAUUGACAUUUACAGUGGAACUUUGACCUUCUGGUUUUUCAGAUCUGAUUAUCUGUUGAUAGCUUUUACCCAAAAAGUAUUGCUUCAAUUGCUUUUUAUUUUUGUCUCAAUAGAACUUGUUUACUUCUGGACCCGUUUUACCGAAUCAUGACAGAGAUCUCUCAGCUUCUGUAUUAGGUUACAGUCCGUAGACACAGAUAUAAUACAAUGAUCAAACUGUAUACUCCAAAUAAAUGUGUUAAUGUUCCUUUAAUCACCCCUUAUUUAAAGAUGUCACUCCUUUAACAAACAUUUGGUCCCCUAGAGGUAGGUUUUAAUGAUUGCAGAAAUGUCGCUGUUGCUGACCUAAAACAACUCUACAGUUUAAAUGUGUGUUAUUCUGUGUCUAUGAUACUGAUAUUUCCAUCUACAUUAAGUUAUUCCUACCCUGCCUGAACUGUAUUUCAGAACGGUGUUAAACCCUGAGAGUAUCCGUCAUAAACUUUGAUUAAAAACUGUAUCUUUG